Messenger RNA from Erigeron canadensis, 7143 nucleotides. RefSeq names its product glutamate synthase 1 [NADH], chloroplastic. Lineage: Eukaryota; Viridiplantae; Streptophyta; Magnoliopsida; Asterales; Asteraceae. Gene Ontology annotation, molecular function: FMN binding; iron ion binding; iron-sulfur cluster binding. The transcript is spliced from 21 exons. Bases 326 to 6925 code for a protein of 2199 amino acids. The record is from RefSeq and is a predicted model, not a curated record.
CUCUCUCACACUCUCUCUGUGUGUCAUAUAUAUACAUACAUAUAUCUGUAUCUCUCUCUCUCUCUCACUCAUUCUCUCUUUGUGUCAUAUAUAUCCACAUACCCAGCCGUCUCCCCUAUUUAGUCGGCUGCUUUUCGGUUUUUUCCGUUUUAAUCUUUCCUAUAUUUACUCUAACUAAAUUAAAUAUAUUCUAUCCAUAUCAAUCAAAUCAAAUCCAGAUCUGAUUAUUAUCUGAUAAAAACACUAAACAUUUAACACUUUCAAACCACCAAAAAAGAAAAAAAACAAAACAUUUAGCUGGCAACAGAGGCUGUUAAUAACAAUAAUGUCGGUGGCUUUAAACCACUCUGUUUUGUCAACCCGACCCGACCCAGAUUUGGCUAACCGUUUUGUUACUCGUCCUGUAAAUGGGUUAGCCCGGGUUGGUGCUGGGAAGACACACCGGCCAUGGGGUGUGUUGAAACAGAGUAGUUUGUUGGGGAAGAAGUUUUAUGGGUCCAGAGUGGUGGUACGUGGGUCGGGUCAUGACCCGAAAGUCACUAAAAGGACUGUGGUUCGUGGGUCGGGUAUGUCUUUAGUACCUGAGAAGCCUUUGGGUCUUUAUGAUCCAAAGUUCGAUAAAGAUGCAUGUGGGGUUGGUUUUGUAGCUGAAUUAUCAGGCAUACCUAACAGAAAUACUGUGACUGAUGCAAUUGAGAUGUUGGUGAGGAUGUCACAUAGAGGUGCAUGUGGAUGUGAGACUAAUACUGGUGAUGGUGCUGGAAUUCUUGUUGGUCUUCCACAUGAUUUCUACAAGGAGGUGGCGAAGGAUGAAGGGUUUGAGCUACCACCACCCGGGAAAUAUGCAGUUGGAAUGUUCUUCUUGCCUACUUCCGAUACUAGAAGGGAGCAGAGCAAGAUUGUAUUCACAAAGGUUGCCGAGUCACUCGGGCACACCGUUCUUGGGUGGCGUACUAUCCCAACUGAUAAUUCUGGUUUGGGAAAGUCUGCUCUACAAACAGAACCAGUCAUUGAACAAGUGUUUCUUACACCUACUUCUAGAUCAAAAGCUGAUUUUGAGCAGCAGAUGUACAUACUAAGAAGGGUUUCUAUGGUAGCCAUCCGAGCUGCAUUGAACCUUCAACAUGGUGGGGUAAAGGAUUUCUAUAUAUGUUCUUUAUCCUCUAGAACUGUUGUAUAUAAAGGACAGUUAAAACCAAACCAGUUGAAAGAUUAUUAUCAUGCGGAUCUUGGGAAUGAAAGGUUUACGAGCUACAUGGCCCUGAUCCAUUCUCGGUUUUCAACCAACACUUUUCCUAGUUGGGAUCGUGCUCAGCCUAUGCGUGUACUUGGCCAUAACGGGGAAAUUAACACACUUAGAGGGAAUGUUAACUGGAUGAAGGCACGAGAAGGACUUCUAAAAUGCAAGGAGCUUGGCCUCUCGAAGAAUGAGAUGAAGAAACUCCUUCCCAUUGUGGAUGCCAGCUCAUCAGAUUCAGGUGCUUUCGAUGGGGUUCUUGAGCUUUUAGUACGAGCUGGAAGAAGUCUUCCUGAGGCUGUAAUGAUGAUGAUUCCUGAAGCCUGGCAGAAUGAUAAGAAUAUGGAUCCUCAAAGGAAGGCCUUAUAUGAAUAUUGCUCUGCGUUAAUGGAGCCAUGGGAUGGUCCUGCUCUAGUUUCAUUUACUGAUGGCCGAUACCUCGGAGCUACACUCGACAGAAAUGGACUCCGCCCUGGUCGUUUUUAUGUUACUCACAGUGGGCGGGUUGUAAUGGCUAGUGAAGUUGGAGUUGUUGAUAUUCCACCUGAGGACGUGUCUAGGAAAGGUAGACUUAACCCAGGCAUGAUGCUUCUUGUGGACUUUGAUAAACAUACAGUUGUAGACGAUGAAGCCUUGAAGAAACAAUAUUCACGUGCAAAACCGUAUGGCACAUGGCUUGAGAAACAAAAGAUAGAGCUUAAGAACAUCGUUGAAUCUGUUACUAAAUCUUCCCGAGUCUGCCCUCCUAUUGCUGGGGUGUCAGAGGGGACUCCUGAGGAUGAUAACAUGGACAACAUGGGUAUUCGAGGUCUCUUGGCCCCAUUAAAGGCUUUUGGUUACACAGUUGAGUCCUUGGAGAUGCUUUUGCUGCCAAUGGCUAAAGAUGGCGUUGAAGCUCUUGGUUCAAUGGGAAACGAUGCUCCAUUGGCUGUGAUGUCCAACAGAGAGAAGCUAACAUUCGAGUAUUUUAAACAAAUGUUUGCACAAGUAACAAACCCACCUAUUGAUCCUAUAAGGGAGAAGAUUGUGACUUCCAUGGAAUGCAUGGUGGGACCUGAAGGUGAUCUUACAGAGACAACAGAAGAGCAAUGCCACCGACUCUCAUUGAAAGGGCCACUCUUGUCCAUAGAAGAAAUGGAGUCUAUUAAAACUAUGAAUUACAGAGGCUGGCGAAGCAAAGUUCUUGAUAUAACCUACCCCAAAGAACUGGGACGAAAGGGUUUGGAAGAAACCCUAGAAAGAAUCUGCUCAGAGGCACACAAUGCCAUUAAAGAGGGCUAUACCACAUUGGUCCUUUCUGACAGAGCCUUUUCAUCAAAGCGAGUGGCAGUAAGCUCUCUCUUGGCUGUUGGUGCAGUCCAUCAUCAUCUUGUUAAAAAACUUGAACGAACCAGGGUUGCAUUGAUGGUUGAAUCUGCCGAGCCACGUGAAGUGCAUCAUUUUUGUACGCUGGUUGGCUUUGGGGUUGAUGCCAUUUGUCCAUAUUUAGCUGUUGAAGCCAUUUGGAGGAUGCAGGUUGACGGUAAGAUCCCACCAAAAUCAAACGGUGAGUUCCACUCUAAAGCGGAAUUAGUUAAGAAAUACUAUAAAGCAAGUCACUAUGGAAUGCAAAAGGUUCUUGCAAAAAUGGGAAUAUCAACUUUGGCUUCAUAUAAAGGUGCCCAAAUCUUUGAGGCAGUUGGGUUAUCAAGUGAAGUAAUGGAAAGAUGCUUUGCUGGCACACCAAGUAGAGUUGAAGGAGCCACAUUUGAAGCACUUGCCGGUGAUGCUCUUCAGUUGCACAAUUUAGGUUUUCCAUCCCGUGAAUACCCUCCUAAUAGUGCAGAGGCUGUUGCUUUACCAAACCCUGGGAACUACCAUUGGAGGAAAGGUGGUGAAGUUCAUUUGAAUGAUCCUCUUGCCAUUGCAAAACUGCAAGAGGCUGCCAGGGGUAACAGUGUGGCUGCAUAUAAAGAGUAUUCAAAGCGUAUUCAUGAGUUAAAUAAAGAAUGCAAUCUUCGUGGACUGUUGAAGUUUAAGGAGGGAAGUGUUAAGGUUCCUCUGGAAGAGGUUGAACCUGCUAGUGAAAUAGUGAAACGAUUCUGUACAGGUGCCAUGAGUUAUGGGUCUAUUUCGUUGGAGGCUCACACCACCCUUGCCAUAGCUAUGAACAAAAUUGGUGGCAAAUCUAAUACAGGCGAGGGAGGUGAAAAUCCAUCUCGUUUGGUGCCACUACCUGAUGGUUCAAUGAAUCCAAAGAGGAGUGCUAUCAAGCAGGUUGCUAGUGGUCGAUUUGGAGUUUCUAGUUAUUACCUUACAAAUGCAGAUGAACUGCAGAUUAAGAUGGCACAGGGAGCAAAGCCCGGUGAAGGUGGUGAACUUCCAGGACACAAGGUUAUUGGUGACAUUGCUACUACAAGAAACUCCACAGCUGGGGUUGGGUUAAUUAGCCCUCCUCCACAUCAUGAUAUUUAUUCAAUUGAAGAUCUUGCCCAGUUGAUUCAUGAUCUGAAGAACGCAAAUCCUUCUGCCCGAGUUAGUGUGAAGUUGGUCUCAGAAGCUGGUGUUGGAGUAAUUGCUAGUGGAGUUGUCAAGGGCCACGCAGACCAUGUUUUGAUUUCAGGUCAUGAUGGUGGAACCGGGGCAUCAAGGUGGACUGGAAUCAAGAGUGCCGGGCUCCCUUGGGAGCUUGGUCUAGCUGAGACACAUCAAACCCUUGUUGCGAAUGACCUUCGUGGACGAACAGUUCUCCAGACCGAUGGUCAGCUAAAAACUGGAAGAGAUGUAGCCAUUGCUGCCCUCCUUGGAGCUGAGGAGUUCGGUUUCAGUACUGCACCACUCAUUACCCUUGGUUGCAUCAUGAUGAGAAAGUGUCACAAAAACACAUGUCCAGUCGGGAUAGCUACACAAGAUCCUGUUCUACGUGAGAAGUUUGCAGGAGAACCUGAACAUGUUAUCAACUUCUUCUUUAUGUUAGCAGAGGAGAUGAGGGAAAUCAUGUCCGAGAUGGGAUUUCGAACUGUUAAUGAAAUGGUGGGACGUGCGGAUAUGCUGGAAGUUGAUAAAGAAGUAACAAAAAACAAUGAGAAAUUAAAGAACAUUGAUCUGUCACUAUUACUUCGACCUGCAGCUGACAUCAGACCAAAUGCAGCCCAAACUUGUGUUGAGAAACAAGAUCAUGGUUUAGACAUGGCCCUUGAUCAACGGCUAAUAACACUUGCAAAACCUGCCUUAGAAAAGGGUCUUCCGGUGUACAUCGAAUCGCCAAUAUGCAAUGUUAACCGUGCAGUAGGGACAAUGCUUAGCCAUGAAGUAACCAAGCGUUAUCAUUUACCAGGCCUCCCUACUGACACCAUUCAUAUCAAACUUAAUGGAAGUGCGGGCCAGAGUAUUGGAGCUUUUCUUUGCUCAGGAAUCCUGCUUGAGCUAGAAGGUGACAGCAAUGAUUAUGUUGGGAAAGGGUUGUCGGGUGGCAAGAUAGUGGUUUAUCCCCCAAAAGGAAGUGGAUUUGAUCCCAAGGAAAACAUCGUGAUUGGAAAUGUUGCUCUUUAUGGGGCAACAAGUGGGGAAGCUUAUUUUAAUGGGAUGGCAGCGGAACGAUUUUGUGUUCGAAAUUCCGGUGCUAAAACAGUAGUUGAAGGUGUCGGUGACCAUGGGUGCGAGUAUAUGACUGGUGGGAUUGCUGUAAUAUUGGGGAAAACUGGAAGGAACUUUGCUGCUGGUAUGAGUGGAGGAAUUGCAUAUGUUCUUGAUGUUGACUCGAAAUUCCGUUCAAGAUGCAACUCUGAGCUCGUUGAUCUUGAUAAGGUUGAAGAUGAGGAUGAUAUUAUGACUCUAAGAAUGCUAAUUCAGCAACACCAGCGACACACGAACAGCCAGCUGGCGAAGGAAGUCCUUGCAGACUUUGACAAUCUUUUGCCGAAGUUUAUCAAGGUAUUCCCAAGGGACUAUAAGCGCAUUCUUGCCACCAUGAAAGCAUCCGACAUUGCUAAAAAGGCUGCUGAGAAAGCUGCUGAAGAAGCUGAUAUUCGGGAAGAAGAUGAGUUGAAGGAGAAAGAUGCUUUUGAAGAACUUAAGAAGUUGGCAGCCAAGUCAGUGAAUCAGGUCAUUGAGACGGUUCUGGUCAAAGAGGUGGAACCCGAGAAACCGACCACCCGACCAUCUCGGGUUGAAGAUGCGGUAAAACACCGUGGUUUUGUUGCAUACGAGCGUGAGGGAGUAUCAUACCGAGACCCGGCUAUUCGGAUGAAUGAUUGGAAUGAAGUUAUGGAGGAGACAAAACCCGGUCCACUCUUGAAAACUCAAUCUGCACGGUGCAUGGAUUGUGGCACGCCUUUUUGUCAUCAGGAAAACUCCGGUUGUCCUCUUGGCAACAAGAUUCCAGAAUUCAAUGAAUUAGUUUACCAGAACAGAUGGCGUGAGGCAUUAGAUCGACUUCUUGAGACAAAUAAUUUCCCCGAGUUCACAGGCCGAGUAUGCCCUGCUCCAUGUGAAGGUUCUUGUGUGCUUGGAAUAAUUGAAAAUCCCGUUUCAAUAAAAAAUAUUGAGUGCUCAAUUAUAGACAAAGCCUUUGAAGAAGGAUGGAUGGUGCCUAGACCCCCCGUUAAGAGAACAGGGAAAAAGGUUGCUAUUGUUGGAAGUGGGCCAGCUGGGUUGGCAGCGGCUGAUCAACUCAAUAGGGUCGGCCAUACAGUGACCGUGUUCGAGCGGGCGGACCGAAUAGGUGGACUCAUGAUGUACGGAGUUCCUAACAUGAAGGCUGACAAAAUCGAUGUGGUUCAAAGGCGGGUUGACCUUAUGUCCAAGGAAGGUGUGAAUUUUGUGGUGAAUGCCAAUGUAGGAAGUGAUCCGUCAUUUUCCAUUGAGCGGCUACGUGAAGAUAAUGAUGCUGUUAUUUUAGCUGUGGGUUCCACCAAGCCAAGAGACCUGCCUGUUCCGGGACGUGAGCUAUCUGGAGUACAUUUUGCCAUGGAAUUUCUACAUGCAAAUACUAAAAGCUUGUUGGACAGCAAUCUUGAUGAUAACAACUACAUCACUGCCAAAGGUAAGAAGGUAGUUGUGAUCGGGGGAGGUGACACCGGUACAGAUUGCAUAGGGACUUCCAUACGACAUGGUUGCACCAGCAUUGUAAAUCUCGAACUUCUUCCUGAGCCACCACGUUCCCGAGCUCCUGGCAACCCUUGGCCACAGUGGCCUCGUGUAUUCCGUGUAGAUUACGGGCACCAGGAAGCUGCUACAAAAUUUGGCAAGGACCCACGGUCGUACGAGGUGUUAACUAAGAGGUUUAUUAGCGAUGAGAAUGGGGCAGUAAAAGGCUUAGAGAUUGUACGUGUUCAUUGGGAGAAGGAUGACUCUGGCCGGUUCCAAUUCAAGGAGGUUGAGGGUUCAGAAGAGAUUAUUGAGGCUGACCUUGUUUUGCUAGCCAUGGGCUUCCUUGGACCUGAAUCGACGAUACCAGAUAAACUGGGAUUGGAGAAAGACGGAAGAUCAAAUGUGAAAGCGGAGUACGGGAGAUUUGCUACCAAUGUAGAAGGUGUAUUUGCAGCUGGUGAUUGUCGAAGAGGACAGUCAUUGGUGGUGUGGGCCAUCUCGGAAGGAAGGCAGGCGGCAGCACAGGUGGACAAGUUCAUGAUGAAAGAUGGGAAGGAUCUUGAAGAACGGUUGCAGGAACAGAAGGGAAAGAGGGAACAACAGGCAGUUAGGACAUAAUAGGCACACAAAAGAUAAUAUUAUUAUUAUUAAAAAAAGAGGGUUAUAGAGGGGGUUAUGUGUGGAAAGUUUAGUUUUAUAUGUUGUUCUGCUCUUCUGUUUAUAGCCUUUUUUUUUUACCUAUUGGUUACUGCUUGUUUGAACUUUAAACAAAUAAAUGUACAGACGAGUCUGUUCUUUUUGUUAUUUAUGGAAAGGUAGCUUUGGCAUUUCAGUAA